GGGUGCUAAACGCAAAAGCAACCAAGUCGCCAACUUUCAAUUCAAACGGAGAAGAUGACUCCCAUUUUAUAAUCUCUCUGGAGCAGAUAUUCUUCUUCCUGCAAUCCCCCUUCCCCUUACCUUCCUCUUUUUCCGACGGCCAAAUCCUCAUAAAAACCGCGUCUUUCUUGCAGAAUCUUCUCUCCACGCUCUAAAUAACUCCAAAAUCCCAACCUUCCUCCUCAAAUCAACUCAAAGCCCUCUGCUUUCAGCUGAAUCAGGGGCACGGAUUCAGAAAUGAAUAAUCUUUUCUCAUCAUCAUGGCAAAGAGAUCCCCCAUCCCCCAACGGCAGCAUCCCCAUGUCGAGAACGCCAAGCUCCGGCAUCGCUCCGGCGGCUGCGGCCGGAGGCGAAAAUCUUGAUAAAUUCUUUCAAGAAGUCGAGUCGAUCAAGGAAGAACUCAACGGAAUCGAGCGAGCCCAUCGCAGCUUGCAAGAAUCGAAUGAAUCCCUCAAAACUCUUCACUCACCCAUGGCCGUUCGAGAGCUCCGCGCCCGCAUGGACGGCGAGGUAUCUCAGGCCCUGAAGAGAGCGAAACUCGUGAAGCUGAAGCUGGAAUCCCUUGAGCGAUCGAACGCGGCGAGCCGGUCGGUUCCCGGCUGCGGGCCGGGUUCAUCGUCCGACCGGACCCGGACCUCCGUGGUCGCCGGGCUGAAGAAGAAGCUGAAAGAUCAGAUGGACGCGUUUGGGGAUCUCCGGCGGCGCGUGGCGGCGGAUCACCGUGAGGUGGUGGCGCGAAGAUACUACGCAGUAACAGGGGAGAAAGCGGAUGAAGAGACAAUCGACGCAAUGGCGGCGGCAGAAGGACGAGGGGAAGGGAUAUUGCGGGCUGCGAUCGAAGGCAGAGGGGCGGUGGAGGCGGCGGUGGCGGAGAUGAGGGAGAGGAGAGGAGCGGUGGAGGAGAUUGAGAGGAGCUUGAUGGAGCUGCACCAGGUGUUUCUGGACAUGGCGGUGAUGGUGGAGACGCAGGGCCAUCAGCUUGAUGAUAUAGAGAGUCAGGUUGGGAGAGCAAGCUCUUUCGUUGACCAUGGAGUCAAACAGCUUCAUCAGGCUAGAAGGCAUCAGCUAAGUACGAGGAAGUGGACUUGCAUUGCGCUCCUAAUUUUGAUUAUAAUUGUGCUCAUUAUUGUGCUUCCGAUUGUGCUGAAGAAAUGAGGGAGGGGGGAGGAAAUUUUUAGGGUUUUGGUAUGAAGUUUAUAAUUAGGGAUUUGUUUUUGGUUUGAUUUAUUUGAGGGGGAGAAAAGAGUGUUUUGUAUGCAUCACCGUUUGUGUAUGUGUUAUAUAUAAAUAAGAUGUCUUGUUUGGAUUA
Messenger RNA from Phalaenopsis equestris, 1348 nucleotides. RefSeq names its product syntaxin-121-like. Gene Ontology annotation, molecular function: SNARE binding; SNAP receptor activity. Gene Ontology annotation, cellular component: endomembrane system; SNARE complex; plasma membrane. NCBI's taxonomy places the organism in Eukaryota, Viridiplantae, Streptophyta, Magnoliopsida, Asparagales, Orchidaceae. The record is from RefSeq and is a predicted model, not a curated record. Gene Ontology annotation, biological process: vesicle fusion; intracellular protein transport; exocytosis. Bases 277 to 1194 code for a protein of 305 amino acids. The transcript is spliced from 3 exons.